Messenger RNA from Limanda limanda (common dab), 3381 nucleotides. RefSeq names its product ST18 C2H2C-type zinc finger transcription factor (gene st18). NCBI's taxonomy places the organism in Eukaryota, Metazoa, Chordata, Actinopteri, Pleuronectiformes, Pleuronectidae. The transcript is spliced from 23 exons. The record is from RefSeq and is a predicted model, not a curated record. Gene Ontology annotation, molecular function: zinc ion binding; RNA polymerase II cis-regulatory region sequence-specific DNA binding; DNA-binding transcription factor activity, RNA polymerase II-specific. The coding region runs from base 1 to 3381 and encodes 1126 amino acids. Gene Ontology annotation, cellular component: nucleus. Gene Ontology annotation, biological process: regulation of transcription by RNA polymerase II.
AUGAAGUUUAGCACAAUGUUUUACACUGUGCUGGACCUGAAUGGCAUGCUGGAGAAAACAAUGAAAGGAGCGGACAAAGCGAUUGUGGCAAAGUCCUUUGGAAAAUGGAAAAGCAGCUCUCUAAGGUCCAGGACCAUGGAGAAGCCGGAUGAGCCGUCCGAGGAGAGUAAGGAGGAGAGCCUUUCCAACUGCACCUGUGAAGCCCCCCAACUCGGCAAGAAACCAGUCGAUAAUGAAUUGCGCGAUUGCCUCCUGAGAGAAAAGAAGUGUGAAAGCAUCAACCAGGGUGGACAGUGUGGAUCUGGUCUCUCAUCCUACAGAGCGUUCGGAGAACUACAGUCAAAGAUGGAGUGUGAUGGUGAGGAGCAAACCAUGAACACAUGUAACAGUAGCACAGGGCUGGCCGACUGCAUGGCUGACACUCACAGCCCAUAUGGGUCCAUGGCGAGGAAGAGGAGUGCUCAGGAAGGGGUGCAGGGCGCCCCCGUCAACAAGAGAAAGUCCCUGCUGAUGAAGCCCCGCCACUACAGCCCCAGCGAGGCAUGUGAAGAGGAGAGCGAGGACCUGGCACCACCACAGGACAAAGAAGAGCUGAGGAACAUUGACACUCCAGCAGAUGGAAACUUGAAUGCAAUGAAUGGAGUGGCCAACAGAAAUGGCUUCCAUGAUGCUGCAGCAAUGUCCAACUGGUCAGAAGUUACAUCCGAUAACUCUCCCCAGUGUGAGCCAGACACAUCUGGACCUCUGAUGGACGAGGAUGAAGAAGAGCUCCUUAAUAACGAAGAAGAAGACACAAGUCGAGGCAGGAUGAGCGGUACAUCAUCGCCUCAGAGUCCAAUAGGAGACUUGAGGGAAGCUGAGUGGGAGCCUCUGUCUCUGGCUGCCAGGUUGAAUGGCUCAGGCUGCAGUCCCUCCCAAGCCUCAGAAGACCUGUCAGGCAGGAACGGACAUGUUAAAGAAGAGCCGCACUCAGAACUAGGGGCUGCGAUGGGUAGAGCGAGCAUCUUUCAAGCCGAUGCUUUGAGAUACAGGCCGCCCCCUACAGAGGAGGACAGCGAGGGGGAGAUGGAGGUGGAGAGGCCACCUCGGCUGGACGGCUGGGCGCUGGGCCUCCAUGAGAGAGGCCUCGAAAUGAGCCGAGGGCGGGUGAACCUCAGCCUGUUGGAGCAGGCCAUGGCUUUGCAGACAGAGCAAAGACAGGCCCUGCAUCAUGCCUACAGGGAAAUGGACCGAUUCCUCAUGGAGCAGAUGACCAACGAGAGGAGGCACCACAGGAUGAUGGACAUGGAGGGCAGACUCAGCUAUCAUGGAGGAAAAGAUUCUCCCAGGACUGAUAAAAAGGAUAUAAAGUGUCCGACCCCUGGUUGUGACGGAACCGGUCAUGUCACCGGCCUUUACCCACAUCACAGGAGUUUGUCUGGGUGUCCUCACAAAGUCCGAGUUCCUCCAGAGAUCCUGGCCAUGCAUGAGAACGUCCUCAAGUGCCCCACACCCGGGUGCACAGGAAGAGGCCAUGUCAACAGCAACCGUAGCACCCACCGGAGUCUCUCAGGCUGCCCUAUCGCCGCCGCAGUGAAAGUUUCCAAACCUCAGGAUGACGUCCUGAAAUGCAGACAAACACCUGACCGCUCACCGAGAGCCAUUGGCUUGAUGAAGAAGUUUGAGAUGAACCAGUUGAACUACAGGCUCUCUCAUCCAGUAGCAGCUUUGCAAACCAGUCUCACAAAAGACAUGGACAAGUACAGCAGGAUCCGCUUUGAUUACGCCAGCUUCGAUGCACAGGUCUUCGGCAAGCAGCCUCUGAUGGGGACCGACCAGGACCAGGAUAUGUCACAUUUCCCAGAUUCCCCUCAGCAGUAUCCUGGCUUCCUUGGUGCACCAGGUGGCCGAUUGACCACCUCUGGACAGCACAGCCCGCCGAGUCAAUUCAUAAAAGAAGAUGGUCUCCAAGCUGAAGCUGCGACUGCCGCUAUCCUUAACCUCUCCACUCACUACCGGAAGAACAUGGAGGCGGUCGCCGGCCGGCCCUUGGCAACCUCCACAAAGGACAUGCUAAUAGAAGUGGAUGAAAAUGGCACCUUGGACUUGAGCAUGAAGAAAUCUAAAGAGAGUGCGAAAGCCCAGACGAAGCCACCUUCGGACGACCCGCUGUCUCCCCCCGAGUCCGCUGUGGCCAAAGGCGGCAGCGUGCUCAUCAGCCCCGCCUUCUACCAGCCGCUGUGUGAGAGGGACAGCUGGGAGAGCCCCAUCCCCGUCAACUUCAGCAAAGUGCACGUUCUACAGGAGAGAGAGGAAGAUUACGAUCAGGUCUCCUUGGAGGACCAGCUCUAUCUAGGAGACGGCAGCAUGUUAAGCCCCAAAACCAAGCUGCUAUUACGAGACUCAAAGAAAGAGCUUUUGAGCUGUCCGACCCCAGGCUGUGACGGCAGCGGCCAUGUGACGGGGAAUUAUGCAUCACAUCGGAGUGUGUCUGGAUGUCCCCUGGCUGACAAAACACUCAAAUCACUGAUGGCAGCCAACUCUCAGGAACUAAAGUGCCCAACACCUGGUUGUGAUGGAUCUGGACAUGUGACUGGGAACUAUGCUUCGCACAGAAGCUUGUCAGGAUGUCCACGUGCCAGAAAAGGAGGUUUGAAGCUCACACCAAACAAGGAUGACAAAGAUGAGCCAGAGCUUAAAUGUCCAGUUAUUGGAUGUGACGGACAGGGCCAUAUAUCGGGAAAAUACACAUCCCACCGCAGUGCAGGCAGUUGUCCACUCGCUGCCAAAAGACAGAAGGAGUCGUCCAUCAACGGGCUGCCCUUUGCCUGGAAGGCCAAUAAACAGGAACUGCCCCAUUGUCCCUUGCCUGGCUGCAACGGCCUUGGACAUGCCAAUAAUGUGUUUGCCACUCACAGAAGCUUGUCAGGUUGCCCACUGAACGCACAGAGCAUCAAGAAGAAACACUCCGAAGAAGAGAUGAUGACUAUCAAACUGAAAGCCAGCAGUGGCGUUGAAGACACAGACGACGUUCAGCAUUUGGAUCAUGAAAUAGAGGAACUGAAUGAGUCCAACAUGAAGAUAGAAGCAGACAUGAUGCAACUCCAAACCCAGCAGAUCUCGUCCAUGGAGUGUAACCUGAAGACCAUUGAGGAGGAGAACAAGAUGAUCGAACAGCACAACGACAGCCUUCUGAAGGAGCUUGCUUGCCUUAGCCAAGCUCUCAUAAACAGUCUAACUGACAUUCAGCUGCCUCAAAUGGGACCCAUCAGUGAGCAUAAUUUUGAAGCCUAUGUGAACACAUUAACUGACAUGUACAACAACUCGGAGCAUGAAUACUCUCCGGAGUGCAAGGCCCUCUUGGAUAAUAUCAAACAGGCUAUUAAGGGCAUCCAUGUUUAA